This is a messenger RNA of Drosophila albomicans, 1457 nucleotides long. RefSeq names its product angiopoietin-related protein 7-like. NCBI's taxonomy places the organism in Eukaryota, Metazoa, Arthropoda, Insecta, Diptera, Drosophilidae. Bases 1 to 1236 code for a protein of 411 amino acids. The transcript is spliced from 2 exons. The record is from RefSeq and is a predicted model, not a curated record.
AUGGAACAACAGUGUCGCAGUUAUACUUACUCCGUUGUUAAGCCUAUGCUAGAUUACUUGCGCCAAGUGAGCGAAGAUUUAAUGGAAAGUGAAUCGAAAGAUAGAAUCAUUAAGGACUUAAGAGAAAAGUUAGUUCAGCAGGAAAUAAAUGAGGCAUUGAUAAAAGAAUUGCGAUCUCAAAUCGAUUUCCAAAAGAGAAUAGAUAGUAUUUUAACAGAUAGCAAUGAGAAAUGUAAAGACGAAUUAGCGAGUAAAUCUGCGGAGUUAGAUAGAUUAAAUGUUGAAAUCAAAAAACUAAAUUCAAGUCUUCUUGAUAAGGACAAAGAAAUUGCAAAGAUUAAUAUCAGUGAUAAAUCAGAAUUAAAAGAGCCGAAAAAGAAUAUACAAACGACAGAUAAUAGUCUGCAAUUUAGUGAGAAAUUGCAGUCUCAGAUUGAUUUACUCAAACAACAACUUUUUGAAGAAUGUAAAAUGAAUUCAGCAGAAAAAUUCAACAAAUUAGAAAAUUGUGAACAUGAAUUCAAGAAAAUAAAUUCUAGUCCUAAUAAAAAGGAUGAAAGUGUGGCAAAUAAUCAGAAAACUGUAGAGUUACAAACAGAGGCGAGUCAAAAUAAGUCAGAAAUUAUUAAAUUAAAUAAUAAAAUUCCAUCAAGUUGUAUUCCCUAUGUCCAGGGUGUUCACGAAAUCAGCUUUGAUGAUUUAGGUUCCUUUGAUGUUCUAUGCGAUAGUCAGUUAGUUGGACCAGGUGCGAUAGUCAUACAACAGCGAGUUGGUGGAGAUGAGGAUUUCAAUAGAGAUUGGGCCACCUAUCGUGAAGGAUUCGGUUCCAUGCAAAGCGACUUUUUCCUUGGAUUGGAGAAAAUCCAUCGUCUGACAAGCUCUCGACCCCACGAGCUUUAUGUGCAUCUGGUUGCCUUAAAUGGCACCGCAUAUUACGCUCAUUACGACGACUUUCAAAUAGCUAACGAAAGGAAUGGUUACCGACUACGUUUGGGUAAAUACAAUGGAAACGCAAGCACUGACGAUUGCCUUAGACGCCACCGAAGCAUGAAAUUCUCAACAUACGAUCGCGACAACGACGUUGGUUACAAUUAUAGCUGUGCUCUUAAUAACCAUUCUGGCUGGUGGUUUGAACAUUGCUAUCAGUGUAACUUAAAUGUAAGAAAUGGGAGAGAGCUAAAAUGGUAUUCGAUUGACCUUAAAGAAGUUAAGAUGCUUAUUCGCCCCAAGCAAUAAAUGAAGGAGUAAAAUAAAUCAUAAAUAUUUGGAUUUAGGAUUACAAAAAAGAAUAUAUACACUAUUAACACAAAGAACUUUAUCUAACCAACUUGAAAACAUCCAUAAAAUCGAUUAUAAACAUUAAAGUUAUGCAAUAAGCAAACCAAAUUUAAACUUGAUUUUUGUAAUGAUUGAUUUUUUUCUUUUUAUAAUUAUUUUCGUACACAAGUUUCUUUAUA